AUGUCUCCUUUACCUCCUCCAUCGUCGACUUCUUCUGCCUCUCAACCUGCUCCUGUCUCAACGAUCAUCGCGAACAAUCUACUCGUCCAAGCUUCACCGCCAAUCCCUCGCACUGCUACAUCAAUCACAACCGAGCGACCUCCUCCAACACCUGUUAAACCAGUUUCGCAUUUUCAAAAGCUCCUUCAUCAUUUCAAUGGAAACAAAUCUUCGCAUACAUCAUUUCUACGCGGUACACCAUUAACAUCCAGUCAACAACGAUCAGCAAUAAAAACCAAUGGUUCGAUGGUCACAAUUCUAAAGAAUAACCAUAACAAAUAUGCUGAACCUUCACGACCUAAACAACAGCAAUCCGCCGAACAAUACGACGAAUCACUUCCCCCUCCUCCACCUCCUGAAUUAGCUCACGAACAGUUACUUGGUAUUUUGUUUCAAGGUAAUCAAACACGGAUCUCUUCCAUCUCUCCCUCACCCUCGACAUCAUCGGCAACGACACAUACAUCGAUUCAACGACUAAUGAUCGGAAAAAAUAAACAGCAGCAACUACAUACAAACACAGCGAGUAUCUCACCUACGAUGUCCAAUUCUGAUCUUUCAUUUUCACCAUCUGGUAUUAAUGUUCUCUCACCAAGUAUCGAUACGUUUUCUGGUUAUGAGCUUGGUCCAAUGAGCAAGUCAGUUCCUAAUACCAUGUUAGAUUCUCAAACAUGGUCACCACCACGUUACAUAACAACUCCAUCGUCAGUCUCACCUUCGAACCACACAUGUCAUUGUGGUUCCACUGUCAAAGAUGAAUUAAUUUCCAUAAAUGAUGACGACAAAUUUUUCAUUCAACGCGAUUGGAUCUACGAUGAAAUGUAUAAAUUAUUGAAAGGAACGACGAAACCCGGUCUUGUUCUCCUAAGUCGUACCCCAGGUAUGGGUAAAACAUUGCUCAUGAAGAAUCUUCUUCGACCAACAUCAACAACUUCGAUGUCGGCGUCAACAGCAUCUCAGCAAAUGACAUCAGUGAUUACUCGCAGUGAAAAAACUUCUAUUAUUCUUGUCAAUUCUCCCAAACGUUCAUCUUAUGAAUGGCUACGAUCGCACAUCUUAUCAUCGCAUUUUUGUGAUUGUUCACAAACAAAUUCUUGUUCAUUACCUGACAUCAUUCAUUCGAUCAUUUAUCGUGCACUUGAACAUCCGCUUCUACACGCCUAUCGUGAUGUUAUUCUUCGUGAGCAACACACGCGGAAAGCAAUUACAUUAAAUGCAUGUAUACAAAACAUUGAACAUGCGUUUUUCACUGCUUUCCUCGAUCAAUUAAAUCAAUUGAAACUUCUUGGCCAUUUAGAAGAUUUAUUUUCCAUAUCUAAUCACGUCUAUUUAAUUAUCGAUGGUAUUAAUAACGAAUUAUGCGACACCGAAGGACAAACCAUCACCGAAUUUUUAUUUGCUAACCUUCAUCGUCUUCCAUCAUGGCUCAAAUUAAUCAUAACAAUGAAUCGUCUUGAUGACGAUCAACAUCAAAGAGAACAAAACACUUUUCUUCAAAAUUUUGUUCUAUUAGACAUCGAAGAUGAACCGCGAUUUUCGACUUGUUUGUAUAAUGAUAUUCGAGAAUAUUUAUCCAAAAGAUUAGAAAAUGAUUGCAGUAAUGAACUAUACGAUCUGUCAUCGUCCAUGUCAAAUAUUGAUCAAUUAUGUACGUUAUCCCAUGGAAAUCUUCUAUUCAUUCAACAACUUUGUGAUAUAUUCGAACAACGAGAAUUCCCAUCAAAUAUUGACCUGCCGCGAACGUUAGAUGAAAUCUUCUAUUAUCGAUUUUUAAACGAAAAUAUUCAGAGAAAUUUGGAUGUGUGUCGAGCGAUACUCGAACUAUGUUUAGCAUCGCGAAGACCUAUUAAUUUAAAUGUUCUAUAUGAUUGUUUGAAUAUUGAUGAAACUUUUCGAGUUGAAUGGCCAAUAUUUGUACAAAAUAUCUCGUUCUUAUCAGUCUUUUUAACGCAAUUUCCCAAUUCAACCUAUGCUAUCAGUCAUGGAUGUAUUCGGAAUUGGUUAUUAAUCAAUUCUCAUCAGUAUUUCGCUUCCAACGUCAAGAAAGGUCAUUCACGUUUAGCGCUUUAUUUAUCCCGUUCAUUAACUACACCUUUGCAUGGCCCGGAAGCAAUCGAAUGCAUUCGUCAUCUUUCAUUAAGCGACCUGUUCUCUAAUAAUAUUAUGCAAAUUUGUCAUACAGUUAAACAUUUAAUCGAUGAUCCAUCACGUCUAUUGGCUUGCUUACGAAAUGCCUUCUAUCCUGAAUUAGAUAUCUGUGAAUUACUUUUAAUGAUAUCAGCUAAUCCCAAUUCCUUAGUCGAUUCCAUUCAUAUGCCACUUUUAUGUAUUGCAUCUCGUAAUGGUUAUGCUUCGUUCGUUGAAUUACUUUUGAAAUAUCAUGCGAAUGUCAAUAUUACAACUAAGAAUAAUGAAAACAAAACCGCUCUCAUGUUAGCUGCUGAGUACGGGCAUGAAAAUGUCGUGAAAUUAUUGUUAAAUUACAAUGCUGAUAUCACUCUCAAAGAUAAAUAUCAAUUAACGAGUGUGGCUUAUGCAACAAAACAUGUUGCUAUUUUGAAAUUAUUCAAUUAUACAGAUGAAUCGAUUCAGCAACAAGCAUUUGUCUAUGCUGCAUCGAACGGUUCGUUAGACGCUCUGGAGUAUAUGUUAACUGAUAAUACUUAUUCGUCGAUUGAUAUCAACGGGAUUGAUUAUGUACAUGGGGAGACAGCUUUAACAAAUGCAGCAGGUCACGGUCAUAUCAAAAUUAUUGAUUAUUUAAUAACAAAUCAUCAAGCUGAUAUUGAUCGAAUAAAUACGCGGCAAAUGACACCAUUGUUACUAGCAGUUAAAAAUGGAAUGUGGUCAUGUGUGGAAUACUUACUCGAUCAUCAAGCGUCGAUCGAACAUUGUGAUAAACAAGGACGAACAUGCUUAAUCAUUGCAGCUACAGAAGGCCAUCUAGCAGUUCUCGACAGUUUAUUAGAAAAAGGUGCUAAUGUUCAUCAUCAGGAUGAAGAGGGUCUAACAGCUUUAUCAUGGGCUUGUCUGAAGGGUCACUAUCAUGCUUGUGAAACAUUGUUAAGCCAUGGAAGUAAUAUUAACCACGAAGAUAUCAAUGGACGUAUACCAAUGGACAUGGCAUCGUUCUACGGCGAUGUUCAACUCGUUCAAUUACUUAUUGAUCAUGGUUCUGUAGUGGAUCAUGUGGAUAAAAAUGGCAUGCGUGCAUUAGAUCGUGCUAUAGGUUGUCGAAAUGUUGCCGUUGUCAAUUGUUUGUUGAAGAAGAGCGUGAAACUUGAAUUAAUUCGAUGUAAAUUGGAUAGAAUUUGUUUUAGCCUCUCGACAUGGGCAUUGGCAGCUGGUAAAAAUGAUAUGAUGACAAUUUUAAUCUCGAAAUUGAUCGACGAUGGUGUUUCACUUUAUAAAAAAAAUCAAUACAAAGAUGCUGCUUAUCGUUUUUCGUAUGCAUUGAAGAAACUACCGGCUGAUAUCGAUCAACAGACAACAGAUCAAUUUGCGACUAACUUUCGUUUAAUGAAAUACAAUUGCUUAAUCAAUUUAGCUAAAUGUAAACGAAAGCUAGACUGCUACGAAGCAGCAAUUGAUUAUUGUACGCAAGCACUCUGUAUUCAUAAUACUUCGGAUGCUCUUUUACUUCGAUCCAGAAUCAAACGCGAUCAAAAACUGUACGAUGAUGCAUUAACUGAUUUGCUUGCUGCGAAAAGUCUUGAUCCAGCUAAUACAGAAUUAGAUCGAUAUAUCAAUCGAUUACAUGCAGAUCUUCAACACUGUCAUGAAACUCUUCUAUGA
Adineta ricciae is the source of this 3831-nucleotide messenger RNA. The record is from the annotation of a GenBank genome assembly. Lineage: Eukaryota; Metazoa; Rotifera; Eurotatoria; Adinetida; Adinetidae.